CGCCGCUGCUGUUCCUCCUUCCGCCGCGGCGCAUCCUCAGUGAGACGCAGCCGCAGCUGGAGAUGUUGUUGGUGACGCACGGAAGAAGCCGGAGGAGUCCCGACACAUGAAGGAGAAACCUGCGCUGAUAUUUCACCCUUUUCUCUGCCAGUUUUAUUAUUAUUCUUGGAGGAGAGGAGAGGAGAGGAGAGGAGAGUUGUUUUUUUUAUUGGACCGGUCUUUGUGUGAACUAGAGGAUGAACAUUAGCACACGAGUGAAAAGCAGGCGGACCGAGGCGAACCUCGGAGCGGAGAGAGAUCAUUUUGACAAGCAGCAGUUGAGCAGCAUCAGCAAAGCUAUCAACUCCACUGAGACGCCUGUAAAAGAGAAACAUGCACGACGAAUCAUCCUCGGCACUCACAGGGAGAAGGGAGCCUUCACCUUCUGGUCAUACGCCCUUGGCUUUCCUCUGGCCGGCAGCUCCAUCCUCAGCUGGAAGUUCUGCCAUGUACUACACAAAAUCCUGCGGGAUGGCCAUCACAAUGUUCUACAAGACUGCAUGAGACAUCACAGUUCUGUGGUUGAAGUAGGGAAACUAUGGGGCAACCUCCAUGAUAGAUAUGGACAGCUGGUGGCUAUGUACUCCAAGAUGCUCUGCACAAAAAUGGAGUUUCAUAAUAAGCACGCAGAAAUCCCACCGAACCUGGAGGUCACAGACGAGGUCCUGGAGCGCACUGCAGGCACAGACAUUAAUAAUGUGUUCCAGCUCACAGUGGAGGUGUUUGAUUACAUGGAUGCAGAACUGAGGGUGGCCGAGACAGUGAUCCGACAGCUCAACUCAACCAUCGCCAUCACCACGCUCACAUCUGGCCAGUGUCGCUUGGCUCCACUUAUCCAAGUUAUCCAGGACUGUAGUCAGCUCUACCACUUCACAGUCAAGCUGCUAUUCAAGCUCCAUGCCUGUCUCCCUGCUGAUACCCUGCAAGGUCAUCGUGAGCGUUUCCAUGAUCAGUUCCACAGCCUUAAGACAUUCUUCAACAAAGCUAGAGACAUGGUGUACUUCAAGAGGCUGAUCCAGGUCCCAAGGCUACCUGAUUCCCCACCUAACUUCCUGCACGCAGCGUCACUGGCCAAACACGUGAAGCCAGUGGUGCUCAUGGCUGAUGAGGAACCAGAGCAGGGGGAUGAUGACGAUGACGACCCAGAGCCGCUCAUCGAGGUCAGCGAUGUCCCAACAUCCAGCAUGGUGCAGACACAGCCUCAGCAAGUGGACAUAUUUGAUCAGGCAUUUGGACCACCCAGUGGAACCUUUGAUGAUAGGGAUCUUCAGAUCGAGAGCCUCAAACGUGACCUGGAGUUGUUAAGAGCAGAGCUGGAGAAGGUCAAAGCGGAGGCUCACCGUUACAUCACGCAGCUCAAGUCCCAAAUUAAUAGUUUGGAGGCAGAGCUGGAGGAACAACGUGCCCAGAAACAAAGAGCUCUCGUGGAAAAUGAGCAGCUGCGCAUGGAGCUGGAGGCCAUGCGUCGCAGAAAUUUGGAGCAUGACAGCUUACAAACCACAUUCUUUGAGGCAGAGCAGCGAGCCAUGGCCACUGAGCAACGGUACAAUAAGCUGAAGGAGAAGCACACAGAGCUGGUGGCCAGUCAUGCUGAACUACUACGAAAGAGUGCAGACACUGUGAGGAUGCUGUCCGCAACCCAGCAAACCCAGGAGGAGGUGGAGAGGACCAAACACCAGCUGUCAUUUGAAAUGGAUCGGAUAAAACAGGAAGCCGACAUGAGGCUGGAAGAGCAGAAGUUUGGGAUGGAAAAGCUGAAGAGGGAGCUGGAGGAGAAGAUGGCGGAAGUGAUGCGCAUGAAGGCGAAUAUGCAGACCAGCGAGAUGUCAAAAGAGCAAAUGAACAGCUCGAUGACGGCUCUGCAGGCCGAGAAGGAGCGUCUGAUGCGAUCUGUGAGUGAGAAGGAGUCGGAGCUGUCUUCGCUACGGCAGUCUGCGCAGCUGCAACAGACGUCACUUCAGCAGGAGCGAGAGAAGAGCAGCAGGGAGCUGGGAGAGCUGCAGGGCAAACUGCAGGAGAAGGUGAGUCAUGAGGGCCAGCUGAAGCAGAAGCUUCUGGACGAGCAGUUUGCUCUGCUGCAGGGUACCAUCACAGAAGCUGAGAACAUAAUCCAAGAUGCUGUCGCCAAGUUGGACGAUCCCUCACAUAUACGCUGCACGAGCUCUCCAGAUUAUCUCAUAAGUCGGGCGGAAGCUGCACUGGGCUCUGUCGACAAAGUAAAGAAGGGCCAUGCUGAUUAUCUACGUAACAUGGGGGAUGCUGGAGGUCUGCUGAGGGCUCUGACCCAGUUCUCCCACUUGACUGCGGAUACCAUCAUCAACGGCAGUGCUACCGCACACAUGGCCCCCACUGACCAUGCUGACCAACUGACAGAGAAUUGCAAAGGAUGUGCCACUCAGAGUUUGCAGUACCUGAGGGAACUGAAGUCUAAGACCACUCUGCAAAGGGCAGACCCAGCCGCUGUUCGUGUCAUUAUUCAAAAGAUCCUGUAUUUGGGCCAGGAGCUGCGGCCAAAAGGCAUGGACGUCCGUCAGGAAGAGUUGGGAGAUCUGGUCGAUAAAGAAAUGGCUGCAACGUCAGCAGCUAUUGAGGAGGCGGUUCGCAGAAUUGAUGAAAUGAUGAAUCAGGCACGAAAGGACACAACAGGAAUAAAACUGGAGGUUAACGAAAGAAUCCUCAACAGCUGCACAGACCUGAUGAUGGCCAUUCGUAUGCUGAUCAUUGCAUCUACAGAUCUACAAAAGGAGAUUGUUGAGGGCGGGCGGGGUGCAGCCUCCAUUAAGGAAUUCUACGCCAAAAACUCCCGCUGGACUGAGGGACUCAUCUCUGCUGCCAAAGCUGUGGGUUGGGGGGCGACCGAGAUGGUAGAGUCUGCUGAUAAGGUGGUGCUGCACACAGGAAAAUAUGAGGAGCUUAUCGUGUGCUCUCAUGAGAUCGCCGCAAGCACGGCACAGCUGGUCGCUGCCUCAAAGGUGAAGGCAGACCGCAGCAGUAAGAGGCUGACAAUCCUGCAGCAGGCGUCUCGCCGCGUAAAUGAAAUGGCAGCUAACGUGGUGGGUUCAACAAGAACGGGCCUGGAGCACCUGGAGGAAAAAGAUACCAUGGACUUCUCUGGCCUGUCCCUCAUCAAGUUGAAAAGAGAAGAAAUGGAAUCCCAGGUGAAGGUCCUGGAAUUAGAGAGUAAGUUGGAGAACGAGCGCCUGCGUCUGGGCGAGCUGAGGAAGAAGCACUAUGACCUGGCUGGCGUUCCUCAGGAGCAGGUUUCUCAGGGGAACGGCGAAAUCUCCUCACCUUCCCAUCCUGGGUCUAUGUCGCCGAAACCUUCCAAACCUGCUCUCAUGAAGAAACCUACAUUGGCUCAGAAACCCAACAUCCUACCCAAAAAUCCAUUUCAGUAAAAGCCUGAGCAGAAGAUGAGACUGCUCCUACUGCUGGAUGUUUGGAUUAACCAGAGAAAGAUUGCCUUUUUGUGAACCUUUUCAAGUUCCUGUUGCCUCCUGACAAUCCUCCUCCUCCUACAUCUUACUUUUCGUUUUGUUUUCUUUUGAGGUUUUUUGUUUUUCUUUUUGCCAAAAUGGACCAGAAGCCUGAUUUAUGACCUUGAUGUCAGUUGCUGUCUUAUCUCUUUUUUUUUAAAAAACAAAAAACACAUGCCAUCCUGGCAGAACCCUUUUUAUUUUAGUACUAGGCAUCAAGAACAAAAAAAAAGGUUCCUAUUAUACUUUAAUGCUGUGUAAAAUAAACAAAUAUUUUAGAUGAUUAAGCCCUGACAGUUUUUAGAAUCACAAAUUGACAGCAUCGCUCCUACUGUCAACGGUUUGUUUUGAUCAUGCUUUGGACAGGACAACCUGUUUUGCACACUACUUUGGACGUUUGUUACAGAGCACAUCACGUUUGUAUUUGUUAUUUAUGUUGUGGUGGGUGGUCCCCGGGUUAUUGCACUGUUCAUGUUGCAAAAACUUUGACAUACCUCUGACUUUGCCUUCAUGCUGGACAGUGUUCCUCUAAUGUGCAAAACUGCUUUCUUUUGUCCGCACUGCAGGAUUGUCUCCGAGGCCUUGAAAUGUACUGCACUAAAGGAAGUAAGACAAAUACCUGAAAAGUAAUUUUUAAGUAUAUCUACACUCAUCUCUUGAAUGUCCCUUCAUAAGAGAACCUGGAUAUUGGAUUAAAGCGUAUAAAUAGGCUUUAGUUCUUGCACACAAAUGAGAUGUUGGUGUCCCUAAUUGGCAAUAGCUUCUUUUAAGAUGAAUAUGAAGAUUUGGGCUUUGGUGAUGAAGGUGUUUUAUGUCCACUUUGCCUUUGGGAACUUUUCUUACAGGGUCAUAAAAUGCGUCUGUAUGUUCUGUUUGUUUCCUCUGUAUGAAAUGUCUUUAUACACUCAGAUCUCUUAAUAUAUUUUAGUAAAGAUAAUGGUGGUUUCUCCUUGUAAGAAGUGUAAAUGUGAAACAAAUGAACAAUAAAUGUUUGAUUUAGUGUUUCCUUA
Messenger RNA from Solea solea (common sole), 4525 nucleotides. It is a transcript of the gene hip1rb, whose product is annotated as huntingtin interacting protein 1 related b. Gene Ontology annotation, biological process: endocytosis; clathrin coat assembly; actin filament organization. The coding region runs from base 237 to 3437 and encodes 1066 amino acids. The record is from RefSeq and is a predicted model, not a curated record. Lineage: Eukaryota; Metazoa; Chordata; Actinopteri; Pleuronectiformes; Soleidae. Gene Ontology annotation, molecular function: phosphatidylinositol-3,4-bisphosphate binding; phosphatidylinositol-3,5-bisphosphate binding; clathrin-cargo adaptor activity. The transcript is spliced from 32 exons. Gene Ontology annotation, cellular component: actin cortical patch; clathrin-coated vesicle.